Eufriesea mexicana is the source of this 581-nucleotide messenger RNA. It is a transcript of the gene CPR6, whose product is annotated as cuticular protein 6. The transcript has 3 exons. The coding region runs from base 1 to 567 and encodes 188 amino acids. Gene Ontology annotation, cellular component: extracellular matrix. The record is from RefSeq and is a predicted model, not a curated record. NCBI's taxonomy places the organism in Eukaryota, Metazoa, Arthropoda, Insecta, Hymenoptera, Apidae.
AUGCCGAAGUUUCAGAUUCUAUACUUGUGCGCAACGUUCGCGUUCUGUCACGCGGUGGUCUUAAGUGGCUAUAAUGGCGGCCAUGGGAUCUCGUACGCGGAUUACGAGGGUCUCGAAGGAUACGCAGGAUCAGCUGCUCAAUACGAAGGACACGCGGUGUUACCCACAGUGGCAGUUCCGGUUCACGCGGUUUCCGCCGCGCCUGUGCACGUCGCAGCGGCCCUCGAUCAUGGAUCUCAUGGAUACGAUCAUCACGCCGAUCAUGAUCACGAUUACUACGCCCAUCCAAAAUACACGUUCAACUAUGGCGUGCAUGACCCUCACACGGGAGACGUGAAGACCCAGCACGAAGUUCGCGAUGGCGACGUGGUCCACGGGUCUUAUAGCGUGAAUGAGCCUGACGGAAGCGUGAGGAUCGUGGAGUACACAGCUGACGACCAUAAUGGCUUCAACGCGGUGGUGAAGAAGGUCGGACCAGCAGUGCAUCCGAAACCCAUCUCGGUAGCCAAAUACGUGUCGCCAGCUUAUUACAACAGCUACGAGGAAUACGAAAAGCACCACUACUAAAGCACGAUUCACCC